AUGCAGAAAGAAGGAGGAGAGGAAGCAGAAGCAGAAGGAAUGUCGAUAGUACCGCCGGCAACAAUCCCACUGGGCGACGACGAGCCGAUCGAGUGCCUGAUCCACUUUGCGCAGAUCCACGAGACGUUCAGAAAGGCGGAGAUUGACGCGCUGGCGGUGCUGCAUGGGAUUGAGGUUGUGUGGACGGGGUAUAGCGAUGAUAGCCCCUACGCCACCCUCCUCCUCCCCUCCCGCACCUCCGCCCGCACCCUCGUCUCCCGCAGCAUCCUCACCAAAGCCAUCUACGAGCUCUGGGCCACCUCCGCCACCCUCACCACGCUACACACCACCAUCCAACAGCGCACCCCCCACCUCUGGCCGCGCCUCACCCCCCACCCCUUCAAAUUCACCAUCGAGACCUACAACUCCUCGCACACCUCCGCCGCCCAACUCGCGCUCAUAAACACCUUCUCCUACCUCCCCCUCACAGGCCCCAUCUCCCUCCACAACCCCACCACAACAUUCACCCUCCUCGAAUCCUACACCCCGCACUCCCCCACCCCGCACACCCUCCACUUCGGCCUCCGCCUCGCCCCCGGCGCCCGCCACCUCCCCGACACAUACGACCUCAAAAAGCGCACCUACAUCGGCACCACCAGCAUGGACGCCGCCCUCUCCCUCAUCACCGCCAACCUGUCCCUCUGCGCCGCCAACAAACUGAUCUACGACCCCUUCGCCGGCACCGGCUCCUUCCUUGUCUCCGCCGCCGCCUUCGGCGCACACACCUGGGGCAGCGACAUCGACGGCCGCCAGAUCCGUGGCAAACCCGGUGGCCCCGGGGUCAAGGAUAACUUUGUGCAGUACGGGCUGACGGACGCAUACAUCGACGGCUUUGUGAGCGACCUGACAAACACCCCUGUUGUUGCCGGCGGCAGGCGCUUCCUCGACGCCGUGGUGUGUGAUCCGCCGUAUGGCGUGCGCGAGGGGCUGAAGGUUCUUGGAUCGCGGGAUCGCGAGAAGGGGCGGGAGGCGGUUGUGAGGGAUGGGGUUUUGCGGCAUCUGCAGCCAGACUACGUACCCCCCAAGCGGCCCUACAGCUUCACGGCCAUGCUCAAUGACAUCCUCGCCUUCUCUGCCGCGCGCCUGGUCGACGGCGGGCGCCUGUGCUUCUGGAUGCCGACGGCCAACGAGGACUUUGUCGAGGGCAUUGAUAUACCCAUGCAUCCGCAGAUGGAGCUCGUGUGUGUAUGUGUGCAGGUGUUUAACAAGUGGUCAAGGAGGCUAUUAACGUACUCCCGGAAACCCGGGGAUGAAGGUCUGGAGAGCGUUGCGGCGGCGGUGGGGGAGGGGGCGCGGGAUGGAGGUGCUGCAGAGGGGGAGGGGGCGCCGAGGAAGGCGACGGCCGAUGAGUUGAAUAAUUUUAGGAAGAAGUAUUUCGAGGGCUUCCGGCCUUCAUAG
Molecule: messenger RNA, 1437 nt
Organism: Morchella importuna
Lineage: Eukaryota; Fungi; Ascomycota; Pezizomycetes; Pezizales; Morchellaceae
Exons: 5
Coding region: 1-1437 (478 amino acids)
Biological process (GO): methylation
Cellular component (GO): cytoplasm
Molecular function (GO): nucleic acid binding
Source: RefSeq, a predicted model, not a curated record